Messenger RNA from Aspergillus melleus, 1662 nucleotides. RefSeq names its product DEAD-box ATP-dependent RNA helicase DBP2 (gene DBP2). The transcript is spliced from 6 exons. The record is from RefSeq and is a predicted model, not a curated record. NCBI's taxonomy places the organism in Eukaryota, Fungi, Ascomycota, Eurotiomycetes, Eurotiales, Aspergillaceae. Gene Ontology annotation, biological process: rRNA processing. Gene Ontology annotation, cellular component: nucleus; ribonucleoprotein complex; cytoplasm. Gene Ontology annotation, molecular function: RNA binding; ATP binding; RNA helicase activity. The coding region runs from base 1 to 1662 and encodes 553 amino acids.
AUGUCUUACGGUGGCGGAUACCAGCGCGACUCCUACCGCUCUAGAAACGGCGGUGGUGGCGGUUACUCCAACGGCGGCUACUCCAACGGAGGCGGCUACGGAGGUGGUGGCUACAGUGGAGGUGGUAGCGGUGGUUAUGGUGGCGGCUACGGUGGCGGCUACGGUGGCGGCUACGGUGGACGAGGCGGCGGUGGUGCUGGUGCCGGAGAUCGCAUGUCGAACCUCGGCUCUGGCCUGAAGAAGCAGGACUGGGAUCUCGACUCUCUUCCCAAGUUCGAAAAGUCUUUCUACAAGGAACACCCCGAUGUCGCCAACCGCACCCAGCGUGAGGUUGAUGAGUUCCGCAAGAAGAGCGAGAUGGCCGUGCAGGGUCGCAACGUUCCUCGUCCCGUCGAGACUUUCGAUGAGGCUGGAUUCCCCCAGUACGUCCUGAGCGAAGUCAAGUCUCAGGGCUUCGAGCGUCCCACCUCCAUUCAGUCUCAGGGUUGGCCUAUGGCUCUUUCUGGUCGCGACGUCGUCGGUAUUGCCGAGACCGGUUCCGGAAAGACCCUGACCUACUGUCUCCCCGCUAUCGUCCACAUCAACGCUCAGCCCCUUCUCGCCCCUGGCGAUGGUCCUAUCGUCCUUGUCCUUGCCCCUACUCGUGAGCUGGCGGUUCAGAUUCAAGCCGAAAUCACCAAGUUCGGAAAGUCCUCUCGCAUUCGCAACACCUGUGUGUACGGUGGUGUCCCCAAGGGUCCCCAGAUCCGUGACCUGAGCCGUGGUGUUGAGGUCUGCAUUGCCACCCCCGGUCGUUUGAUCGACAUGCUGGAGGCCGGACGUACCAACCUUCGCCGUGUCACCUACCUGGUUCUUGACGAGGCCGAUCGCAUGCUGGACAUGGGUUUCGAGCCCCAGAUCCGCAAGAUUAUCGGCCAGAUCCGUCCCGACCGUCAGACCUGCAUGUGGUCCGCUACGUGGCCCAAGGAGGUCCGUCAGCUUGCCUCUGACUUCCUCAACGACUACAUCCAGGUCAACAUUGGUUCCAUGGACCUUUCCGCCAACCACCGUAUCACCCAGAUCGUCGAGGUCGUGUCGGACAUGGAAAAGCGCGACAGAAUGAUUAAGCACCUCGAGAAGAUCAUGGAGGACCGUGGCAACAAGUGCCUUAUCUUCACCGGCACCAAGCGUAUCGCCGACGAAAUCACUCGUUUCCUUCGUCAAGACGGAUGGCCCGCCCUUUCGAUUCACGGUGACAAGCAGCAACAGGAGAGAGAUUGGGUCUUGAACGAAUUCAAGACGGGCAAGAGCCCGGUCAUGGUGGCCACUGAUGUGGCUUCCCGUGGUAUUGAUGUUCGCGACAUUACUCAUGUGCUGAACUAUGACUACCCCAACAACUCGGAGGACUACGUUCACCGUAUCGGUCGAACUGGUCGUGCCGGUGCCAAGGGUACCGCCAUUACCUUUUUCACCACUGACAACUCUAAGCAGGCUCGUGACUUGAUCACUAUUCUCACUGAGGCCAAGCAGCAGAUUGAUCCCCGUCUCGCCGAGAUGGUCCGCUACAGCGGAGGCGGUGGUCACCACGGCGGUUACGGCCGUUGGGGUGGCCGCGGCCGCGGCCGUGGAGGCAACUUCACCGCUUCCAACGCGGCGCCUCUUGGAAACAACCGCCGCUGGUAA